AUGGACCCCGGGAGUGGAGCUCCAUUCGAUCCAAAGGCCUCCUGCCGCGCACCGGUGGUGCUGCUCUUCUUCGCUCUUGCAUCUGUGUGUGAACUCUUCCAUUGCGUGGUUCUGUUUUCACUGAAGUGGGGGUGCAAGUUUUCUGCGGAGGAAGAGCGCGUGGUGCUCGAGCUUCAGGCGCAGUUCGGGAACAAAUGGGCCAGGAUCGCGACGUACCUUCCCGGCCGGACGGACAACGACGUCAAGAACUUCUGGAGCACGCGGCAGAAGCGGCUGGCGAGGCUCCUCCGGGCGCCGAUGCCCCGCCGGAGGCCCGGCAAGCAGAGCUGCGGAGCUUCUUCCUCCCAUGCCUACGAGUUGCCCGCUCCCAAGAGUCCGUGCAUGGAGAUGAUCCCCUUCCAGGAGACGACGACGACGCACCGCAUCGGCGAGAGCAGCAGCAGCAGCCAGGAGCCAACCACGGCGAACCAGCACACCGCCGCCGCACAUUUCCCGGGAGCGUACGGCCUGCCGCCGCCUCCCAUCCCGCUACCCAUCAUGCACGCCGGAGCCGAACGCGGCUCGUCCGGCGCCUGUCCGACGACGGCUCUCCUGCUGCCUUACGGCAGCGGCACCGGGAACCCGGUCAACGGCGUUGACCCGCUGGUUUUCGUCGACCCCGCUGCCUCCCCGGAGCCGCUGGAGGUGGUGCCGCGGGGCCCGUUCUUCGGCCUCGACGACGCCUACGUGCACGCCGGCCGCGCGCUGCACGGGGACGUGGGUGGAGUGCGCUUCGAUGACCUCCCGCCGGAGACGUUCGACUUCUUCGAGCUCCCUCACCUGCCGGCGUUCCCACCUCCGUUCCCGCCGCCGCCUCCCUCGCCGUCCGACCAACUGUAG
Messenger RNA from Setaria italica (foxtail millet), 879 nucleotides. Its product is annotated as probable transcription factor MYB58. The record is from RefSeq and is a predicted model, not a curated record. Bases 1 to 879 code for a protein of 292 amino acids. The transcript has 4 exons. Lineage: Eukaryota; Viridiplantae; Streptophyta; Magnoliopsida; Poales; Poaceae.